Molecule: messenger RNA, 729 nt
Organism: Trichoderma reesei QM6a
Lineage: Eukaryota; Fungi; Ascomycota; Sordariomycetes; Hypocreales; Hypocreaceae
Exons: 1
Coding region: 1-729 (242 amino acids)
Cellular component (GO): cytoplasm
Molecular function (GO): ATP binding; ATP hydrolysis activity; kinase activity
Source: RefSeq, a predicted model, not a curated record
AUGGACCAGACGUAUAGAUCGCUUGCAGACUGCCUCCUCUGCAAGUGGGAGGAACUGAGGGCAACCGUGGCUACCACCAACGGCACCAGGAGCCCGCACUCUCCGCCUCGGCUCCUUGUCGCAGUAGCAGGCCCUCCUGGUUCCGGAAAAACAACAAUCGCAAACAAGGUUGCUGAAAUCAUCAACGCCUUGUCCCCGAGAAGCAACAACCCCAAAGCUAUCGUCAUAUCUGCCGACGGUUUCCACCUUCCGCUUGCCACACUACGAAAACUACCCAAUGCCUCAGAAGCCCUUGCACGCCGUGGAGCCCCAUGGACAUUUGACGGCCAUGCAGCUGUCAGCCUCAUACGAAAACUCAAGUCAGAUGCGCCUCGUCGGCCAAUUCUUGCGCCUACUUUUGACCAUGCAAUCAAGGAUCCAGUAUCAGAUGGAUUGCUCAUAGAGGUGGAUGCGGAUAUUUGCAUCCUGGAAGGAAAUUAUCUUCUCUGCGAUGAGCCGCCAUGGGAUGAGAUUGCAAAUCUCGUGGAUGAGAAGUGGUUUGUCUAUGUCGAGCCUGAACUGGCCUGUAAACGAGUCGCGUUUCGGCAUCUAGCCGCUGGAAUUGAGACAACGAUGGAGAAAGCACUCCAUCGAGCGAGGACAAACGAUCUGGUGAAUGGCGAGUUCAUUAUGUCCAAAAGCCUGGGCAGAUACAAUGUGAUGAUAGAAAGCAUAGAAACAAACUCUUAG